GUGCUCCUCUGGUCCGCAGCACACUAAGGAGACGAACUCCUUAUGGUGUCAACAUGAAGAUUAAAUCUGCCAAGAAGUCUUUGCUAAGCAAAGCAAAGAGAGGAGGGAAACAACACGAUGUGGUCAGAGUUAAAACUGAAUCUGAAUUGGAGCUGCAGGGUGGAGUAGAGGAAGUGUACACUAACAGAGGUGGUCUUAACAUCCAAAUCAAGGAGGAACCACAUUCACAGGAGAUUAGUGAGGAGCACAACAUCGACUCAUCAAGUUGUUUAGACACUAAGCCUGAGACUGUGGCAUCCAGGUCAGAUGCUCACUAUCAACAGGGACCCAUAAAGGAGGAGUGUGACUCUGACCCUCAGCCAGAAUAUGAUUUUACUGAAGCUGCUGUCAAGGAGGAGUCCGAGUUGUGGGUUAAAGAAGAGCGAGACAGUUGGAUUAAAGAAGAGAGAGACCGUGAGCAGGAGGCAUCAGGCAACAUCCAGGAAGAAAAUGGAGAAGAGGUCUGCACAGAGUCAUCGUCUGAUGUCUAUCCAUGUCCUCACUGCACUGUCUCAUUUACUGACUUGGACUUCUUGGAGAAACAUGUCAAAUGGGUCCAUCAGAAACAGUAUCUUGCCAAGCUGAAAAAUUGCCUCUCAAGCCGCACACUUAACCUCAUCCCUAAACACACCUGCACUGUCUGCAGCAGCACCUUUAAAUCUAAAGUACACCUUAGGGUCCAUGUACGUGAAGCCCACCCUUCUGCCCCUCCCCGCAGGCUUUACCCCUGCCCAACCUGUGCACGCAGCUUCCAGUACCUGAAGAAUCUGAAGAAUCACUGUCAGCGCUGGCACACCAUGUCUGUAGUUACCAGAGGAGGACAUCUCAGCUGCGCAGACUGUGGGAAGAGUUUCAAAGCUACGUGGGGUCAAGGGCCUCAUUUGUGUCAUGAACCGCAUAACACAGAAUCGGAGGAUAAGCCGAUCUGUCUGGACAUUGGUGUGCAGUGUUCAGAAUGUGGCAAGAAGAUGGGCACACCUCAAAGCCUGGAGGAUCACAUGCGCACCCACACAGGUGACCGACCGUUUGUCUGCAAGGAUUGUGGCAGGCGAUUCGUGGAGCGCAGCGGUUGGCGGCAACACAUGAAAAUACACACCGGGGAGAAGACGUACAAAUGUCAGGUGUGCGGGAAGGCCUUUUUAAGAUCCCACCACCUCAAGUGCCACUUAACCACACACUCCGGCAAGAAGGAAUAUUCUUGCUCUGAAUGUGGAAAGGAGUUUGGAUUCAAGUCGAGUCUGGAUCUCCACGUGAGAACGCACUCCAGUGAGAAACCCUUCCACUGCAAUGUGUGCGGGAAGAACUUUAACACAAAGAGAAACCUGAGGGUUCACACCAAACUCCACACCAAUGAAAAAGCUCACCAGUGUGGCGACUGUGGCCUGAAGAUCGGAGAUCUCGGGGCUUUGAAAAUACAUCUGCGGACACACACUGGAGAAAGGCCUUACCACUGCACAGUCUGCGGCAAUAGGUUUAUUCGUCUUGCACAUCUGCGAAACCACCAACGCACCCACACUGGUGAGAGACCCUACAAAUGUACUGAAUGCGACAAGAGUUUCACUCAGUCUGGCGACCUGGUGAAGCAUAAGAGGAUACACUCUGGGGAAAAGCCCUUUGAAUGCCCAGACUGCCACAAUCGUUACACUUCGUCUGGUGAUCUUGGCAAGCACAGGAGGAGUCACACCAACCUGCGUCCCUACACAUGUCAAGAAUGUGGGAAAAGCUUUCGCUUGUCAGGCCAUUUGAAAACCCACAUGUUAACUCACACGGGGGAGAAGCCAUAUUCCUGCCCCAACUGCCUCCGCCGGUUUGCUCGCUCUCACCAUCUCUCUGGGCAUGUGGCUAAAUGUCGCUGAGCCUUUUAAUGAGAGGACUGUAAAUAGCCUUGCUGAUUUUGAAGUGGUAACUAUGGGAGCUGUAUAGAGUGUUCUGCUACCCUGGAAAUCCAGAGUUCUCGCGAGAGCACAAUUUGAAUUUGCUCAGCGAGUCACUCAGGCAUUCAGUAACAAUGCUCAUUAACUAUGCCCUUGUAGCCGAGCUGCACCAAUCA
Messenger RNA from Perca fluviatilis (European perch), 2089 nucleotides. Its product is annotated as gastrula zinc finger protein XlCGF57.1. NCBI's taxonomy places the organism in Eukaryota, Metazoa, Chordata, Actinopteri, Perciformes, Percidae. The coding region runs from base 54 to 1895 and encodes 613 amino acids. The transcript has 2 exons. Gene Ontology annotation, cellular component: nucleus. The record is from RefSeq and is a predicted model, not a curated record.